AUUUAUUACAGCUAGUCAUAUAUUCAUUGAUGAAGCAGAUUUCCACCUUUUCAUCUUCACCAUCAAUAGAUACUUUUGCCUUCUUAUUCGGACACAGAUUGCUUGUAGGCCAUGCAUGUGUGGCUUGCUUACAGGACGGAUACGUAAUCAUUUUCGUUGUUUUAUUAUCAGCUUUGAAUUCUUGGAGAGCUUCUUUUUUUUACACCUUUUUGGCAACAAUGGGUUAGACGA
This is a messenger RNA of Mycotypha africana, 231 nucleotides long. RefSeq lists its product as uncharacterized. The transcript has a single exon. Lineage: Eukaryota; Fungi; Mucoromycota; Mucoromycetes; Mucorales; Mycotyphaceae. The record is from RefSeq and is a predicted model, not a curated record. The coding region runs from base 30 to 227 and encodes 65 amino acids.